Molecule: messenger RNA, 972 nt
Organism: Cololabis saira (Pacific saury)
Lineage: Eukaryota; Metazoa; Chordata; Actinopteri; Beloniformes; Belonidae
Product: major histocompatibility complex class I-related gene protein-like
Exons: 3
Coding region: 1-972 (323 amino acids)
Biological process (GO): immune response
Cellular component (GO): external side of plasma membrane
Source: RefSeq, a predicted model, not a curated record
AUGUAUAUGCUCCUUAACUCUUAUAAAGAAUGUAAAUCAAGCCUGAAAACUCUUUUCUUUGCAGUGAAACAUUCCCUCAAAUAUUUCCUCACGGCCACCUCUGGAAUCCCAGACUUUCCGGAGUUAGUGGGUGCUGCAACGGUGAAUGAAAUUCAGGUGGGCUAUUGUGACAGCAAGAUCAAGACAGCUGAACCCAAACUGGACUGGAUGAAAAAGCUGAUCAAAGACGACCCCCAACACCUCGAGUGGUAUUCUCUAAAGUGUCUGCAAAAACUGCAGGUCUUCAAAGACAAUAUCGAUAGCUUGAAGCAACGUCUAAACCACACUAAAGGUCCCCACAUCUUACAGAGAAUGAACGGCUGUGAGUGGGACGAGGAGACUGGAGAAAUUCAAGGUUUUAAUCAGUAUGGUUAUAAUGGUGAAGACUUCAUAGCAUUGGACCUGCAGACACUGACAUGGACGGCUCCCAAACCCCAGGCCGUGAUCACAAAACUGAGAUGGGACACUGAGAAGGCCAGAUUAGAGUACAAUAAAAACUACUACACCUACAUGUGUCCCAAAUGGCUCAAGAAAUAUGUGGAAUACGGGAGGAAAUUUCUGCAGAGAACAGAGCUUCCCUCGGUGUCUCUCCUCCAGAACAAUCCUUCUUCUCCAGUCUGCUGCCACGCUACGGGUUUCUACCCAGAGACUGCUGAGCUGUUUUGGAGCAGAGAUGGAGAGGAGAUUCAUGAAGGCGUGGAGAAGGGAGAGAUCCUCCCCAACGGGGACGGGACCUUCCAGAUGCGUGUUGUAAUGAACAUGUCUUCUGUCAAACAUGAUGACUGGAGGAGAUACCACUGUGUGUUUCAGCUCUCCAGCAUCAAAGACGACAUUGUAACGGGAUUAGAUAAAGCCGUGAUCCGGACAAACUGGGGUAAGACUUGGUCAAAUAAUGUGCCAAAUAAUGUUUUUUUUGUUGCACUGUUUAGUUGA